AUGAUUAAAUUAAAAAAAAGUUUUCAAAAGGUAGACAUAUUUGGUGUUAAUUUAACAUUCAGAAUAUUAAAUGAAAGAAGUAAUAAGACUUGGAUAGGAGGAAUUAUUACAGUAAUUAUCAGUGGACUUAUGUUGUAUCAAAUAUAAGAUUUAAUUCAGUCUUUAAUUAAACAAGAAUCUCCUUAAGUAGUUUAACAAUAGAAUUAUGUUUAUCAGCCAGAGCUUUUUAGUAUUAAUCCAAAGACCUUUUCUUUUGCAUUUGGUAUGUAAAAUUCUGUUGGAGCGCAUUUUAAAAAUGAAACUAUUUAUAAAAUUAUUGGUAUAUAACAAGAAAAUCAUAGAGUCUUCAAUUAAACAACUAAUAAUUACGAUUUAAUUACAGUUUUUAAAGAAAUCAAGAUUGAAUCAUGCACGACAGAACACUUUUAAAUAGAUGAUGUGAGAGAUUAUUUUUUAAAGCUUCCCUUAAAAAAUUUAUAUUGCAUCAGUCUAGAACAAGGUGAUUUAAGUGUUGAAGGAGAAUUCUCUGCAGUAGUGUUUAAAUAAAUUAACUUACAAGUUGUUGAAUGCACUCAGUAAAACUGCACUGAUUCUCAAGCAAGAUAGACGAUUCUUUCAAACUCUAGAUUAGCGAUUUAUACUUCUGAUAAUAUUGUCUAAGUAACUAAUAAAGACAAACCUUAUAAAUUAGUAGGUAAAAAUCUAUUUUGGAUUUACAGUACAUUUCUUGAAUACGAAAUUAGGUAUUAGAUCAUCAACAAUUAUCUCUAUACAGACAAAGGUAUAGUCACAACUCACAACACAACAGAUAGGGUAGUUAAUUAUAGCUCUGAUAGAGUUUAAGUCUAUGGAAAAACAACAUCAAGGAUGUUUAAUUUUUAUAUAGUUUAUGAAAAAAAUAAAGAAAUAGCUUAUUUUCGCAGAGGUCUGUUAAGUAGACCUAUUUCUUAGGUAGAAUUAAAUAGAAAAUUAAUAAACAAACUUUUUGACUUUGAUGAUACAUAACAAGUAAUUGAGAAUUAAAAAGAAAUUCAACAACAAAAUUGUAACAACCAUAAAAAUUUCCCUUAAUAAACUCGCAUCACAAAAAAAUAGUAAUCUUCACCCAAAAGACAAUCUUAGCACUUAGAUAAUUUAAAUUAAGGAGACAUAGAUAGGAAAAAGAAAGAGCUUUAAAAAACUAUAAAAAACUAAACUAACCUCGAAACAAAUCAAUCUAAAUAAAGUGAUGAAGACAAAAUGAAAAAAAAAUUCAAUUUAACUGAUUAUUUUAUUAGCAUUUUUAGUUUUUUUUCAAAUGUAUUUAGAGUUAUUAAUAAAUUGAUAGAGUUUGAGAAACUCAAAAACCUUCUCCUUAAUGAAGAGCAGCUUAAAUUGUUUGAUUAUCUUCCUAAACCAAAAUUAAUUCAUAAUUAGAUAAAAAGCAGUACAUAAAUACCUAAACAAAGGAAAAAAAGUUUCUCAGCAUCUCUUAGAAGAAAUGAUACUGUAAACAGUCUAAAUUUCUAGUAAACUUAACAAUAAAAUGAUUUUAUAAUUACUGUUGAAAAAACAAAAGAUGAAAAAUUGAGAGAUGCUAUGGAAGCAUUUAAUAUCAUAUAGGGAAGACUGUGUUAUUUAAGAUUCAGCUAACACAGUUGUUUUUAACAACAAAAAUAGUAAAACUAAUUUCUAGCUGUUGACUCAAGAUGA
Molecule: messenger RNA, 1692 nt
Organism: Tetrahymena thermophila SB210
Lineage: Eukaryota; Ciliophora; Oligohymenophorea; Hymenostomatida; Tetrahymenidae
Product: Myb-like DNA-binding domain protein
Exons: 4
Biological process (GO): reciprocal meiotic recombination
Cellular component (GO): nucleus
Molecular function (GO): double-stranded DNA binding
Source: RefSeq, a predicted model, not a curated record